AUGGCAAGUGGAGGCUUUGAGACUUCAUUUGGCCACUUCCUCUCCUUCAAGCCUUUCAAGUCGCCUUCAUCAACCUUGUCUCUUUUCCAAACUCGCCCCGUAGGGAUGGAUCCCCAUGUCGUAGCAGGAGAUUCACCCAAUCUGGAUCGACCAGCAUCAAACCAGCCCGCCAGCGCCAAUACCGCCGCUGCUCUCCCGGCUGCGCAAGGGCCAGAUCAUGGCUGGCAUCCAUGGCACUCCGUUGUAGGCCUGAUGGGAUACGGAAGUAGAGGAACAUUAUUGAGGAAGCAUGCAUUCACACUCGCAUUCAAGCUGGUACUGGGUAUUGCUCAGAUUACAGCAAUAGCCGUCCUAUCUGCGAUCUCUGCUCGGACUCAAAGUCCUACGAAGCCGGGUAUCACUGAGUGGGAAGCCUGCGAUCGUCCACUAGGUGCAUGGCUCAUCGUAUGGGCAGUCAGAGUAGCACUCGGUUUAGCAAUAAGUAUAUAUAGCUUCAUUCUGAUACGCCCGGGCCUACUAGAGUUCACUUAUGAUCCCGCAAAUGGAAUCGAAGAGAAUGCUGUUCCAAAUAAUCAGACACUGCCGCCACCCGUUGGUCCACUAAACGGUCCUGGCCAGCCCCAGUUCAUCCAUGCAGGCCGCGUACAUCCAGUGCCGCGUGCCCUUCAGUCCUUCACCACUAUUCUCAGCUUUUUAUCCUUGGUUUGGUUCAUUGCGUCACAUAUCCUC
Molecule: messenger RNA, 729 nt
Organism: Acaulospora colombiana
Lineage: Eukaryota; Fungi; Glomeromycota; Glomeromycetes; Diversisporales; Acaulosporaceae
Source: the annotation of a GenBank genome assembly